AUGGCAAACCUUACCGGUACUCACAACCUCAGAGAUACAGACCCUUCUUCUGAUGAUGCCCCCACCGCUUUAACUUUUGUCAAGGUUACGUAUUACACGAUUGCCUCAGUCGUAGCCAUGAUUGGCAACGGAUUGCUGAUAACCACAGUUGUCCGACGUUACACACUUCGCAAAGUGUCCUACUUUCUUGUGGCUAAUUUAGCCUUUAAAGAUUUCGCCUUCGCCUUGGUGUCCACGGUGUUUACCAUGCCCAGUGUCUUCAAAGACCGCUGGAUGUUUGGACACCAUUUGUGUGUCAUGUUCGGAUUUAUCAGCACGUGGUUGGCGUAUGUGGAACUGUUGACCCUGGUUUGCCUUGCCAGUGACCGUUAUGUGGCCGUUACAAGGCCAUUACGAUAUCACCAAAUUCUGAGCAGGAACAAGUUCCGAGGGGCCGUAGCCUUUUGCUGGUCAUACUCGUUCCUCUGGGCCGCCCUGCCGUUAGUGGGGUUUGGAGAAUACGUUUACUACGACAAUCUGAAAAUUUGUCAGCUAAACUGGUCUCCUGGGCUGAUUCGGCAGAUUUAUGUGUACGGUGUGGGGUCACUUCUCUUUUUCCCUGGGACAGGUAUGAUCAUUUACUGUUACAUCAACGUCUACAGAAGAGCUAAGAGCAUCAUUGAUGUUCCCGUGUUUACGGUACAAACACAGGCCAACGGGAACAAAAGUAAAAGAACAGGGUCAAGAGGAACAAAAGCGACCUUUACAAUUGCACUCAUCACCGGGAUAUAUUUCUUCUGUUGGUUCCCUUUUGUCGGGGUACGGCUCACUGAAAUUUAUUACCCCGGGUAUAAAGAUGAUAUUACCCUGCAGGCGUUAGAGAAUUUCACAAUCUACUCGUUUACCAUCGCGAAUUUUAUCAACCCCAUUAUAUACGGGAUUUACAACAAAGAGUUCCGGCACGAACUCUUCAAGUUAAUCAGAAGAUGA
Molecule: messenger RNA, 969 nt
Organism: Liolophura sinensis
Lineage: Eukaryota; Metazoa; Mollusca; Polyplacophora; Chitonida; Chitonidae
Product: melanopsin-like
Exons: 1
Coding region: 1-969 (322 amino acids)
Biological process (GO): G protein-coupled receptor signaling pathway
Cellular component (GO): membrane
Molecular function (GO): G protein-coupled receptor activity
Source: RefSeq, a predicted model, not a curated record